CCACCUACGCACCUAAAGUGAGUCACCACUUUCAUACCCCAUUUCCGCUCUCAUCAGGUACUCUCUCUUUCUCUCUCUACAUUCUUGGAGAUUUUUUUUUCCAUUAAUCAUGUAACCACAAAUGUUUAUGAACCAUAAUACCCCCAUUAAAUUAACCCCCCAAAAUUAAAGGUCUAUCUGCCAUAAACCGAAAUCACUCAUCUUUAAAAGAUACAUCAGGUGACACUUGCUAGCUUCUGAUUGGCCCAUCUUUUUUCUCAUCAAGGGAAUCAUGUUAUCUGCCAAAACUCUACAGUUCACACCCCUCGUAAAGUCCAAUGCUUUUACUCUUCCAUUCCAAAACACUGUCCCGAUAACCGCCAAAUUCAAACUCAACACCAAAAGAACAUGCCUCAAAUCAUCCUUACACUCACUAAUCGCCGCAGAAACUAACACCAAAGAUUCUUCCACCUCUGCCCAAACCCGAGUCGAGAUUCUAUCCGAAGCACUUCCCUUCAUUCAAAAAUUCCGUGGUAAAACUAUUGUUGUCAAAUACGGUGGAGCCGCAAUGAAAUCCGAAGCCCUACAGGCCUCAGUAAUCGCAGAUAUCGUCCUCCUCUCGUGUGUGGGCAUCCGUAUAGUAUUCGUCCACGGUGGUGGGCCCGAGAUAAAUCAAUGGCUCGCAAAACUAAACAUACAACCAAACUUCCUCAACGGACUCCGAGUCACCGACGCAUCGACAAUGGAAAUCGUGUCAAUGGUUUUGGUUGGCAAAGUCAACAAACACCUCGUCGCCUUGAUCAACAAGGCGGGUGCAACAGCCGUCGGAUUAUCGGGAAUCGACGGCCGGAUCUUAACCGCCCGCCCGUCACCGUAUUCCUCGCAACUAGGGUUCGUGGGCGAGAUAGCGAGCGUGGACCCCACGAUAAUCCGGCCGCUAGUAGACAACGGCCACAUCCCCGUCAUCGCCUCCGUGGCAGCUGAUGUGGAGGGGCAGUCGUACAAUAUCAAUGCCGACACGGCGGCCGGCGAGCUGGCAGCGGCACUGGGGGCGGAGAAGCUGAUCUUGCUGACGGAUGUGGCGGGGAUAUUGGAGGACCGUGAAGAUCCAGGGAGUUUGGUGAGGGAGAUUGAUAUAAGAGGUGUGAAGAAGAUGAUCGAAGAUGGGAAGGUUGCAGGCGGGAUGAUACCUAAGGUGAAUUGUUGUGUGAGGUCUUUGGCUCAAGGGGUUAAGACAACGAGUAUUAUAGAUGGUCGGUUGAAGCAUUCUCUUUUGCUCGAGAUUCUCACCGGUGAAGGUGCCGGAACAAUGAUCACCGGAUGAAACAACUGUUUUUCGGCUAUUUUAUUAAAUGUUCUUGAUGUUUUGUGUUUUCCUUGUUAUGUUAUAUCAAUAAUGUGUAAAUUAUUGGUACGGAAUGAGCAACAUAGUAAAGGGAAAGCUCUGUUACUUGAGAACCAAGAGUGUGUCUGCAUUUACAUUUUCUUAUUGAAGUAAAGUUUUUUUAACUUGUU
Molecule: messenger RNA, 1494 nt
Organism: Erythranthe guttata (spotted monkey flower)
Lineage: Eukaryota; Viridiplantae; Streptophyta; Magnoliopsida; Lamiales; Phrymaceae
Product: acetylglutamate kinase, chloroplastic
Biological process (GO): L-arginine biosynthetic process
Cellular component (GO): cytoplasm; chloroplast thylakoid
Molecular function (GO): L-glutamate N-acetyltransferase activity, acting on acetyl-CoA as donor; acetylglutamate kinase activity; ATP binding
Source: RefSeq, a predicted model, not a curated record